Messenger RNA from Photinus pyralis (common eastern firefly), 1239 nucleotides. RefSeq names its product ketimine reductase mu-crystallin-like. Gene Ontology annotation, molecular function: hormone binding. The transcript has 5 exons. Bases 13 to 1008 code for a protein of 331 amino acids. Lineage: Eukaryota; Metazoa; Arthropoda; Insecta; Coleoptera; Lampyridae. Gene Ontology annotation, cellular component: cytoplasm. The record is from RefSeq and is a predicted model, not a curated record.
AACCGUUAAAAAAUGCAUAAAAGUUAUACUGCAUGCACUACAUCAAGUUCGCUGUGCAGUAUGUCGCGCCCAUACGAGUAUCUAACGGAAGACUGCGUUAAAGGUCGGCUAACCUGGAAUAAAGCGAUUGUGGCAGCUGAAAGGGCUCUAAAAGGUCUUGCAACGGGCGAGGCUCGCCAGACCAGACGUGUUAAACUGCAACUAGGCGAAAGUCCAAAUUUCAUAUUCAUCAUGUGCGGAUACUUGAGAGAUUGCGACUACGGAGGGCUGGUGAGCUUAUCGGUGACCAAGUUCGUUGGUAACCGAAGCCUGCAGCCGCCACUUCCAAUUAUGCACUCUGACGUAGCUCUAAUGGAUGAAAACACUGGAGUUACCAAAGCGGUUAUUCCUGGAAGGGACUUGACGAAGUGGGUGAUCCCGUCGGUUUCCGUAGUGGCUACGAAAUAUCUUCAUGGAGAGACUGGCGGGACUUUGGCAAUCAUUGGCGCUGGUAACCAAGGAAGACUUCACGCCAUUGCUUUGCAAGGACACUUCCACUUUUCAAAGGUUCGGGUAUGGAAUCGUACGGCGUCCAAAGCUGAAGAUUUAGUAAACGAGUUAAAUCGUGAAAUAGAGGCAUCUCCGUUUGCCACUGCUGCCUCAGUAGAGGAAUGCGUUACCGGCGCCGACGUCAUCGUUACCGCAACAAAUUCAUCGCAAACUCUGGUACAAGGGUCUUGGAUUAAAAAGGGGGCCCACAUUAACGCAAUUGGGGUUAGCGUGACCACCACCGAAUUGGAUGCCGAUACUUAUCGCGCUUCUAAAAUUUACACCGAUAAUAAAGCUGAAGCGGAAACUGAACUGAACUCCAUCGUUCAAAUGGGGGUGAAAUUUGAAUGCGAAGUUGGAGACGUUAUUGUGCAGAAGGUACAGGCACCUAAACGUGGAGACACUACCAUCUUCCAAAGCUCAGGGACGGCUGUCCAGUAUUGCGCGAUGGCUCGUCUCAUGUACAACAUGUACAAAUGAAGGAAUUGAGGAGAUGACUCAGAUCGUAGCAAAACCUACUAGAAAAAAGCACUAGAGUACUUACAUUUGACGUAUUCGUAUCGUUUUGGGAAUCGCACUUGUUCUUUAAUAAAGAACAAGGUUUAAAGAAUAAUAUGUAAUUAUUUAAUAGCAUUACACUGAAUUCAGUUUUUUAACGUAUUUCGUGUUUAGGGUUUGAAUUCCAAUAAAAGUUGAUUAUAAAAUAUGUAA